Oikopleura dioica is the source of this 2406-nucleotide messenger RNA. Lineage: Eukaryota; Metazoa; Chordata; Appendicularia; Copelata; Oikopleuridae. The record is from the annotation of a GenBank genome assembly.
AUGCGGCUAUUCUUCAUUUGGCUGCAACUAAUUUACCUAGCAGCGGGUCAGAAAACCGCCUGUUAUCCAGAAGACCUGGACUAUUCGGAUGGAACCUUUGCCAUUCUCGACGAGAGCAACAAUGAGUGGACGGGAAUGGUCAGUGUUCCGAGAAAAGCGAAAGAGCUUUUUUUGUUCUUUGAUCGAGAAAUGGAUCACGCAGAGAUCACUGCUCUCGGAGGAAGCAUCAAGUAUAGAAGUGGAACUUUGGUGGUCAUCGAGCCUUUUGAAAUGGACCAAGCUCAGGUCAUGUUUGAAGUAGAAGGCUCAAACAUCGCUGGAGUAAUCGUAGCGAGCUCUGCUGCUGGCUCAGAUCUCGCUUGUUUCGAAGAAAAAGAAGAAGGAUGCCCGACUGUUCAUUACGAAAACGGGCAGUACAGUGUCAACAGUGAUGGCUUUGCAGUGCAGUUUCCCGAAAAUGCCGAAGAAGUUUUCAUCACUUUUGACGAAUCGAUCGAUGGAUUGAUCUUUUCUACCGACGAUGCUGACUCGUUUGAGCUGGUUGGUGAUUACGUUCUGGCCGUUAGUGGUCUUUCCGGUUCUCCGCUGACCUUUCAAGCUGAUUGGGACUCGCCUAUGGGGGCAGUAGUCAGCUAUCUCACACGGGCGAGGGAAGAUUCCUGCGACUAUCCAUUUUUCACAACUUAUUCCACUACAACUACCACUGCUGCUAUGACAACAACAACGACAACAUCAACCACGACGACAACUACAACGACAACAACUGAGCCGGGAGUCGACGCUAACGGCUGCCCAUCAAUUCAAUACCGAGACUCACAAUUUUCCCUCGACGCAAAUUCUGGCUCAUUCAGCGUCCAAGUCCCAGUUAAUGCGGUUGAAAUCUUCAUCACAUUCGACAAGCCUGUUAGCGAUGUUGCUUUCUCUUCAGAUUUCUCCUUCAUUUUAAUCGGCGACUUCGUCCUUUCCGUUGAAACAGAUGGCUUCACAACACUCGAAUUUGAUGCUACUUGGGGAGAAUGGGGACCGACCGGAGCAGUUGUUAGUUUUAUCAGCUCGACUCGCCCUGGUCACUGCCAAUACCCGUUUUUCGAUCGAGAAGUUCUCACAACAACAACCUCUUCUACAACGACUACGACAACGACCACAUUUUCGGAGCCAGUAACCACCAUCGAUGAAUGCCCAGUUUUAUUUUACAACGAUGUAGAAGUCAAAAUGCUUCCUGAUGGAGUUUUUAUUGCCGCCCCAUCAUCUGCCGUCGACCUAAUUCUAACUUUCGACGACGAAAUCAAUGAACUGACAUUCUCAACGGACUUGGAUUUUGUUUCCGUGAGUGAUCGAGUGCUCCAUCUUAAAAAUAUCGAAGAUGGAGGGACGAAAUUGACCGUUAAUUGGGGCGAAGAAGUCGUCUUUCCAGUCGCGUCUUUUGCCAAAAGAUCGAUUCCAGAAGAUUGUGAAAUCUUUUCGCCACCAAAAAUAACCACAACAACAACAACGAGUACCCAAACAACGACAACAACUGAUUCUGGCGUCGAUUCCGCCGGCUGUCCGAUCAUCAACUACGACAACUCGCGCUUUGCCAUCAUCGAAAACGGCUUCGCCGUCCAAGUUCCCUCCACCGCGGUCGAAGUCUUCGUCGCUUUCGACAAGCCCAUCACAAGUGUUCAACUUUCUUCGAGUUACGAAUUUACUCAAGUCGGCGAAUUUGUUAUUGCAAUUACUGUGCCGGAAAGUAGCGGCACGACGAUUUCUUUUGAUGCAAACUGGGAUGGCGAUGGAACGAUUGGAGGAAUCGUCAGCUAUUUGACCAUUCCAAGAGAUGAUUCUUGCCGAUACCCGUUUUUCGAUAUCGAGGUGGAGACUACAACCACGUCUACAACCAUAACAACUACAUCACCAACAACAACUACGACUACUACUUCAACAACGACAAGUACUACAACAACAUCAACAACUUCCGCGACAACAACAACAACCACGGCAACCACCACGACAACUACAACGACAACCACGACCACAACGACCACCACAACAACAUCAAGCAUGGUCUUCGAAGGCUGCCACCACGUACACAACAUCCAUUCCGUCUCUGGCUCGGUCCACCUGUCCGAGUGGCCCUCAAACACCGGCAAAUUCAAGUUCCACCGAGACGUCCUGCUUCCUAAAAACUCGCCACCAGCUGGCUGGUAUCUCCAUUUCUUCUUUUCAAAGGGAGUCAGUGGAAUGAAAAUUUGGGAUUUCAACGCCGAGAAGGUUCGAAAAACAAAAUCGAAGGAAUGGAAACUCUUUCCAAAGGACACCUCGGUUUUGGACGGAAAUUCUAGCGACGAUCCUUAUGCCUUUAACUUCAUUGGAACUUCGAAAAUCAGCCACGGAAUCGACCUGACCAUUCUCAUCUGCUACACCUAA